Molecule: messenger RNA, 561 nt
Organism: Microthlaspi erraticum
Lineage: Eukaryota; Viridiplantae; Streptophyta; Magnoliopsida; Brassicales; Brassicaceae
Source: the annotation of a GenBank genome assembly
AUGUGGAACGUCCUUCAAAAGAAAGAUACAUCAGAGAUGGGUAGUGUCUUAGCUAUUUUCAUGGCUAUUUCAGCAACAAGGCCUCGUGCAGAUGUGGCAUAUUGCAUCCAUGCUCUGGCUAGGCGGUUAGCAAGAACACAUAACUGUUGCUCUGAAAACUCUUAUUGUUAUUCACCGUGCUUUGAGGGAAGUGGACCAAACCUUGGGUCCGUUCUUAUGCUAUUCUUAGAGGAGAGAUUAGAGUGUUUCCGUGUUUUGAAGUACGAUGUUGAGAUUGACCCCCCAAGAACCAACGAUUUGGACACUCCUGAUUUGCUUGAACAUCUUCCAGCUCUACAAUUAUUUUCUGCAUUACCAACAAGGAUUGGGAGCUUCCAGAGUACGCUUUCAACCAGUGACUUUAGCAGCAUUUGGUUUAUCUCCUUAACCAGUUCAUUUGCUAACAACAUAGAUAUAUUGAUGAAGCAGCUGGAGCAGUUUAAAGCACAGGAGAAACUUAUGAAGAAAAAAAGAAAAGGCAACAUCGAAAGCCAUGAAGAUGCUCCAAACUGGACGUACUAG